AUGGCGGCGUCACUCGCCAUCUCAGGUACGCCAAUUCCCAUCCUGCAACUCUCUGUUUUUCUCCAGGCGCAAGAGUUCAUCUACGCCGAUGAUUUUUCUGUGCUGGGGGAUGCGGCUGGCGGCGGCUCUCCCGUGGCGAUGUUCACCGGCCGUGGUCAGACUCGCCGGCCGAAUGGCGAUGGAGGCUCUGGACGCCGAGGAGGACAGAAUCGCGGCCGGCAAGGGCGAGGUGGUCGCGGUGCCCAGGGACGUGGUCAUGGCGGCGGAAUCCCUCGCUGCCAAAUCUGCAGGUCGCACGGCCAUACUGCCGUGUAUUGCUUCAAGCACUACACCACGCAACCACCAGCCCAAGCCAAUGUCGCCGUCGCCGGAGAUGAGGGAGCAGCGGCCACAGUUGAUGCAUGGUAUCCGGAUACCGGCACCACCUCUCACGCGACACCGGACGCGCCAAUGAUUGGGCAGUCCGAGGAUUACACUGGUGGCAACGUCUUGCGGGUUGGCAAUGGUACAUGUUUGGGUAUUUCCCGUGUCGAUCAUGCAUCUAUCUCGUCUGUUCCAAAAAAUAUACGUUUGUCAAAUAUAUUGCAUGCUCCUCAAUUGUCCGUACCUCUUUUGUCUGUACAUCGCUUUACUAAUGAUAACGAUGUAUUCUUUGAAUUUCAUGACAAUUAUUUUGUUGUUAAGGACUCAAUUAUCAAGGCGGUUCUGCUUUAA
Ipomoea nil (Japanese morning glory) is the source of this 714-nucleotide messenger RNA. RefSeq lists its product as uncharacterized. The transcript has a single exon. Lineage: Eukaryota; Viridiplantae; Streptophyta; Magnoliopsida; Solanales; Convolvulaceae. The record is from RefSeq and is a predicted model, not a curated record. The coding region runs from base 1 to 714 and encodes 237 amino acids.